UUCUGAUUCUGAGCGGAAAUGUGGAAGCAGCUGUGAAGCUGGAGUUGCAGGAGUUAUUGGAUAGGGAAGGAAUUAGUUUGAGAUAAUGUUGCAGUUGCAUUUUACUAAAGACCCUCUGCCUGACAGUGUGAGCAGUGAUUUUCAGACCUUGAAUAAAUUCAGUGAGCAGCAAUUUUUGAGCUUGACUGAUUUAUUGUACCAGUUUCUGUUGGAGCCUAAAGAGUCAGAGCGGUUUCUGGCCCAGCUGAGUGAAUUUGCAGGAGAGAAUGGCAUGGGCGCCGGUCCCCUUCGAGGCCUCAUGAAGAGCAUUCUGCUGCUUCCACAUGGUGCUAUGAAGAAGAACCUGUCAGCUGAGCAGGUAAAAGAGGACCUGAUCUCACUUGGGCUGACUGAAGAUAAGGCCAGUCACUUCUCUGAACAGUGGAGGAUUCACUACCCAGCGUUGUCCAGACUUGCAGUUGCACAGACACUGAUGGUCAACCAGCUGGUGGAUAUGGAAUGGAAAUUUGGCGUUACUGUAGGAACAAGCGAACUACAGAAGGCUGGAAACAUUUUCCUGCAGCUUAAGCUGGUGCUCAGGAAGGGCAACACAACAGAAAAUGUGUAUAUGGAACUGACUCUCCCCCAGUUUUAUAACUUCCUUCAUGAGAUGGAAAGAGCCAAAGCCAAUAUGGACUGCUUCAGCUGAGGACCAGUAUCCGUUCACACUUGAGUCCUCUAAUAUUGACUAAUACAGCGUUGCUUGAAUGAAUAUAUGUGUCUAUAUGUGAUUAGUGUAGUUUUUUUUUCUGUACACAGGAAACUUUCAGUGCAAUUUGAUCUGUUUGAGUCACUAAUUUUUUGUUUUUUAUACAAUUAAACCUACUUACUUAAUAAAACAACUUAUUCAGUACAUGACCAGUUUUUCCAGUAUGUGACUGAAGCUCGCAGAAAUAAAAGUUUAAAUCUAACAG
This is a messenger RNA of Neoarius graeffei (lesser salmon catfish), 953 nucleotides long. It is a transcript of the gene commd7, whose product is annotated as COMM domain containing 7. The transcript is spliced from 9 exons. The record is from RefSeq and is a predicted model, not a curated record. Lineage: Eukaryota; Metazoa; Chordata; Actinopteri; Siluriformes; Ariidae. Gene Ontology annotation, biological process: tumor necrosis factor-mediated signaling pathway; negative regulation of DNA-templated transcription. Bases 86 to 688 code for a protein of 200 amino acids. Gene Ontology annotation, molecular function: NF-kappaB binding.